GCUCGUGAAAAAGAUAUUGGAUAUUGCAUAUUGGAAUCGGUCUAUACUAGUUCGUGAAAACGAUAUUGGAUAUUGAGGAAGAAACGAGGGCAAAAAUCGGUUGGUUUAGACUAGUGAAAAAGAUAUUGGAUAUUUAAAUUGCUGCGUCACUUUAGCAGCCGUUAAUGUCACAUUGGAGGGUUUUGCAAUGGAGAGCAUUUUCAAAGGAAUGGCUCGUGUAUGAUGCAUUCAUGCAGUGUCCUAUGCUUUCGGCUGAAAGAAUAGCAAAGUAUUUGGCCGGAAAGCAUAUACGAUACUAUGACCCCGGUGGUGACUUUGGAAGUCAUGUUAUUGUGGUUAAUUCUAGAUACAUCGCUGCAAAAGAUAAUAGCCGAUAUUGGAAACGGUUUUUAUAUACUACACAUACAAGGUUCCCUGUGUACCGUGUUGAAGAAACAAUGGAGGAAGUUCACCGGCGCGACCCUACUGAGGUUAUUCGUUUAGAAAUUAGAGCCGUCUUACGAAAUAAUGAAUCUCGUAAAUACCAAUUAUCUCGUCUCCAUAUAUACCCUGAAAAUAUUGAAACUGUUCCCAAGGAUAUUAUUGCCAAUAUCUCAGGAGUAAUACCACAAGUUAUGAGAGUACCAAAGCGUCUUGAUGAAUAUUCUGCUGAUGAACUUAAAGUAUUUCCAAAACUUUUUGAUUGGCCCGAAGAUUAUCAUGUUGCUCCGCUUAGCCCGAUGGAAGUGAAACUGACAACUCAGAAACCAAAAUCAUGACAUGUUGAUAUUGUAUUUAUUGCAUAUCUCUUGUAUAUUACACAUUUUAGUCAUUUGGUUG
Molecule: messenger RNA, 819 nt
Organism: Schistosoma turkestanicum
Lineage: Eukaryota; Metazoa; Platyhelminthes; Trematoda; Strigeidida; Schistosomatidae
Source: the annotation of a GenBank genome assembly